Molecule: messenger RNA, 533 nt
Organism: Mesocricetus auratus (golden hamster)
Lineage: Eukaryota; Metazoa; Chordata; Mammalia; Rodentia; Cricetidae
Product: 60S ribosomal protein L39-like
Exons: 3
Coding region: 198-353 (51 amino acids)
Biological process (GO): translation
Cellular component (GO): cytosolic large ribosomal subunit; ribosome
Molecular function (GO): structural constituent of ribosome
Source: RefSeq, a predicted model, not a curated record
UCUUCCUGGCCACGAGGCCAGACCGGACUUCCGGUGGCCGCCAUUAUCUUAACUGUCGUGCUCGAUUCCUUGGGUUGCAGUCCAGGGCUCCGGUUGUGCAGCGCUCGCAGGAAACCUGGUAGAAUUGGGCGCCCAACUCGUUCUGUCUACAUCCAGCACACUCAGCGGAGUGUGUGCCUGUUUGACUGUUCUUCACCAUGGCUUCUCACAAGACAUUCAGGAUCAAGCGAUUCCUGGCUAAGAAACAAAAGCAAAAUCGUCCCAUUCCACAAUGGAUUCAGAUGAAAACUGGCAAUAAAAUCAUGUACAACUCCAAAAAAAGACACUGGAGAAGAACCAAACUGGGUCUAUAAGGAACCACAUACUUAAUGCUGUCUGAAGGUCACCAUUAUCUUACUGUAUCAAGUUUAAAACAUUACCAUUGUCUGGAUACCUGAGUAUGUUUAUUGGGAGCAUGAGUUGCCUCUUUGUUUCUGUGCUCUUGUAGGUGAGUUCAGUAAUAAAUAUGUGAAACCUUGUGUUUGGACAAACAA